Messenger RNA from Prunus armeniaca (apricot), 315 nucleotides. The record is from the annotation of a GenBank genome assembly. Lineage: Eukaryota; Viridiplantae; Streptophyta; Magnoliopsida; Rosales; Rosaceae.
AUGUGCUGCUUUGUUUUGCCUCGGGUACCUAUAUUCUCUCUGCUUCCUCCGGCGAUCUCAGCAGGCAUCCCCAGAGCUACUGUUAGAAUCACCAGCUCGGCUUUACCGGCAAGUUUCUCUCUUUGCUUUCCGUUUCAGCAGAAAUCUAUGUUCUUGAGGCUGUUUGGUUCUGAAGUUGGAAACUUUGCCUGUGAUGGAAUUGAGGGCUGUGAGUAUGGUGAUGUUGUUGAGGAUUUUGAGGGCCUAAGUGGGGACCCUAGAGAGAAUAGUUCCCAGAAUUUAUGGGGUUGUAAUGUCAAGUUAUUGAUUUUCUAG